AUGUUAGUCGAUGCACAGGUGAUCCAAGAUGAUCAUGAGCUGUACAGCAUCACCAAAGCCGCGUAUACGCGUCUGCCACGCGAGAUACGCGACAUGAUCUUAUCUAGCAUUCUCACGCAAGACUAUCGAGAAACAAUUUACGUCCAGCAGUUCCGCGAUGACUUCAAGGAAUUCAAGGAGUUCUCCGGCCGCUUUUAUGGGGAUAACGGAUUAGACUGGGAAGAGAACAGUUCACCUGAGCGUUGGGGGCCGCCCUGGAUUUCGCUCUUUUACCCGCCUUUCGCAGCGGAAAUGAUUGACAUACUCUACGAAAAGUACCCGCACUUCAAGAUCACCACGCCGACCAAGCUCCCAGAAUUUCUCAGCGCGGACAUGUUCGGAGCGGGACGUGCCCCACGCGAUGCGAAGCUUCCCAAUCUAACUAUCAAGGGAUCAUUGGAUAAGGGAAGCUCCGACUCUGUCAGCGUCAAAACACUCGCAUCCGAUCUGAAAGCCCUUUCGGACUGCCGCUGGGCCCCAGACUUCCGACUCGACAUCACCUUCCGCACCGAGCUAGGCAUCUCCAUCUUCAAAGCCAGCGCCCCACCAGGCGUCCGGGACAAGUUCACAGCUCGGUUCGGCCGGAAUACACGACGUAUGGAUGCUUAG
Molecule: messenger RNA, 648 nt
Organism: Alternaria conjuncta
Lineage: Eukaryota; Fungi; Ascomycota; Dothideomycetes; Pleosporales; Pleosporaceae
Exons: 3
Coding region: 1-648 (215 amino acids)
Source: RefSeq, a predicted model, not a curated record